AUGCUCUCGGGCUCUCAGGACAGCGCUGGCGGUCAGGAGGGGCUCGUCCCGCCGCCUUUCUCCGCCUUCCCGCCCCCCCCGCCGCCGCCCCCCCAGAACGGCCUGGCCCUGGACUACGGGGGCAGCCUGUACGCGGCGGGGGCCGUCCAGGGCCCCGUGGAGGCCGGUGGAGCAGGAACCGGGGGGGCCAACGCCUGCAGCAGCCUCAGCGUCCAGUCCGACGGGUCCUCCCAGAUCGACGGGCAGUCCGGAGUUGGCUCGGGAGGGGGAGGUGGCGGGGGCGGGGGCCCCGGGGACGACACGGACGCCAAGGGGACCCCGAAGCGCCUCCACGUAUCCAACAUCCCAUUCCGCUUCCGAGACCCCGACCUACGACAGAUGUUUGGGCAAUUUGGCAAAAUCCUCGACGUGGAGAUCAUUUUCAACGAGCGGGGCUCCAAGGGCUUCGGUUUUGUAACGUUUGAGUCGAGUGCGGAUGCGGAGAGGGCCAGGGAGAAGCUUCACGGUACGCUGGUUGAAGGACGCAAAAUCGAGAGAUCGAUGCAUGACGGGAGCAUUUUCAGUGAGGUUCGGAAUGGGGCGGGGACUGCUGUGAGAAAAGUCAAUAACGCCACAGCCCGAGUGAUGACAAACAAGAAGAUGACCACGCCGUAUUCUAACGGCGAGGGCCUGGCAGCGCUGCCAUACGCUGGUUGGAAGUUGAGUCCCAUGGUUGGAGCAAUGUACAGCCCGGAGCUCUACACAGUGCCAGGGUUUCCGUACCCGGCAGCAGCAGCAGCUGCCGCCUCCACGGCCGCCACCUUUCGGGGCGCUCACCUCCGCGGCCGCGCCCGACCCGUCUACAGCGCCGUCAGGGCGGCCGUCCCGCAGCCCGCCAUCCCCACGUACCCCGGUGUGAUGGCCUAUCAGGAUGGUUUUUACAGUGCGGCCGAUCUCUACACGAAAUGGCAGAAAUUGAACUCGAGUCUCAUCAUCUUCUCUGUCCCCUUCCCGCCCUAUCCCUUCAUCUCCUCUCUCCUCUCCUGCACAUCUCUCUCUUUCUCGAUUUCCCCCGCCUCCCUCCUCGCCCUCGCCUCCUCACAGGGUGGCUAUGCAGCAUAUCGGUAUGCCCAGCCGGCUGCCGUAGCAACCCCUGCAGCCGCAGCCGCCGCAGCCGCGGCCUACAGUGACAGCUAUGGACGAGUUUACACAGCAGACCCCUACCACGCUGCACUUGCUCCAGCUGCCUAUGGCGUUGGAGCUAUGGCCACGCUGUACAGGGGGGGCUACAGUAGAUUUGCCCCUUACUAA
This is a messenger RNA of Menidia menidia (Atlantic silverside), 1290 nucleotides long. Lineage: Eukaryota; Metazoa; Chordata; Actinopteri; Atheriniformes; Atherinopsidae. The record is from the annotation of a GenBank genome assembly.